GCUCGCUACUUUCGGGAAGAAGAUAUAGAUGGUACAGUGUAUGAAAUUCCUUAUUUUGUUACUUGAGAUUGUUAUUUGUAAAUGAAAAUGUAUUUUUCUUUUAUAGAAUUUAGAGAAUGUUUUUAUCUCUUUGCAAGGAAUGGCCAAAUACGCACUCUGGAUGAACUUACAAUCAUUAUGAGAUCAUUAGGAUUAAGUCCGACUAUUGCAGAAUUAAAUAAAUAUUUAAAGGAUAAAGGAGGGAAAAUGUCUUUCGCUGAUUUCUUGGAAGUUAUGCAUUUACAAACCAGAGCUGAAGAUCUGCCAAAGGAAGUGAUAGAUGCUUUCCAAGCUGCGGAUAAAUUUAGGACUGGUACUAUACCUGCUAGACAAUUAGCACACAUGUUGCUCCAUUGGGGUGAGCAAUUAAGUAACAAAGAAGUGGAGCAGAUUUUUAGAGAAGCCAACGUAUCUCUAAAUGGACAAGUGAAAUAUGAAGACUUUGUAAAAAUAGCCUGUGCACCUGUACCUGAUUAUUAUUGA
This is a messenger RNA of Heterotrigona itama, 522 nucleotides long. The record is from the annotation of a GenBank genome assembly. Lineage: Eukaryota; Metazoa; Arthropoda; Insecta; Hymenoptera; Apidae.